Molecule: messenger RNA, 1416 nt
Organism: Dreissena polymorpha
Lineage: Eukaryota; Metazoa; Mollusca; Bivalvia; Myida; Dreissenidae
Exons: 6
Coding region: 1-1416 (471 amino acids)
Biological process (GO): N-acetylglucosamine metabolic process; sulfur compound metabolic process
Molecular function (GO): N-acetylglucosamine 6-O-sulfotransferase activity
Source: RefSeq, a predicted model, not a curated record
AUGUCUACGUUCAACAAAGAAGACAGUCCUAGUAUACUGAGCAACAGAUCAAUUAUCCUGGUUAUAGCGUAUAUGCGCACCGGUUCCACGUUGACGGCUUCAAUUCUACAGGAAAGCGAGCGGUCUUUUUAUGUCUUUGAGCCGCUGCACAAACUAGAGCAAGCAUUCGCAAUCGAGCUUUUACCAUUCUUUCCCAAUAUGAAGAUUAUCCAUAUAGUGCGAGACCCAAGGGCGAUAAUAAAUUCGAGACGAAAUGUUUUGCCGCAUAGAGCUGUAGAAGAAGGUACUGAUAUUCAAUUUGUAUGUAUACCUUGUGAAGAAAGGGAUGUCUCUGCAGAACGAGACGAGGAGGUCAUGGACACCCAGUUCGAGGAUGUUGAUCAUAUGGACGAAGAAAGGGUCGCUUUACAAGAGGAUGUCUCCGCAGAACGAGACGAGGUCAUGGACACCCAGUUUGAAGAUGAUGAUCAUGUGGACCUUCUCAACGCGUCCGUGAACUACAAUGCAUCAGAACGCAAACCUCAAACGACGACAGACGACCUUGAUGGAACUAUCAAUGAUGAUUCGCCAAUCUUGGAAACCCCAGAGAUCCAAGAAACGCCGGUUGCCGAGGAACCUCUGUCCACUUCCGUUGUCGAAGAAGAACCAGUUACAUACACGCUUCUACCAACGGGCAGCAAGUUAGGCAAACCAAUUGUUGUUGGGUCCGACGGUUACGCCUACAGCAUUCUUCUCUACAAGAAAGAACUGUCCGCCAAGAUCAAGGCUCAUGCCAGUCAACAUGCCUAUCAGUCUGCGCGUGAUAUCGCGACAACAUCCCUGAACGACCGAGGUCAACGACCGAACCUGCCCAAGGUGGUAAACCUUACCAGAACAGCCAACCGUCAACGUCAACUGCUUCGCCCCCCUACACCAUCUGAUCUGAACUUCGAAGUCAACCACGAAUAUCUACAGAGUGAGGAUUUCAUUAUUGGUGACCUGAGAGUUGAUGAGGAACGUCACAUACUGUUCGCGACCCCAAAACAGCUAGAUAUCUUGCGCCAAACAAAACGCUGGUUCACGGAUGGAACCUUUAAGGUUGUUGACAAGCCAUUCCACAAUGGGCAGCCGAUGUCCAUCCACGGCUUUGUGAGAACUGAAGAAGAAAUGAAGCAGGUACCACUACUCUUCGUCCUCAUGUCCCGUCGGCGCAAGGAAGAUUAUGUUGCAGUCCUCCAGAAGGUGAAGGAUGUCCUGAACAACUUCUCCGUAGAGGGGUUCAUGAUGGACUUCGAAGCCGCUUCCUGGGGUGCGGUCAGAGAGGUUUUUCCAGGAACACAGAUCACGGGGUGUGUGUUCCACUGGAGUCAAUCAGUGUACCGUCAGGUGAAAUCACUGUGUCUCGGUCCAGCCUUCAUGGCCAAAGGGUCCAUCUGA